This is a messenger RNA of Eupeodes corollae, 4214 nucleotides long. It is a transcript of the gene Rab3-GAP, whose product is annotated as rab3 GTPase-activating protein non-catalytic subunit. The record is from RefSeq and is a predicted model, not a curated record. The transcript has 7 exons. Gene Ontology annotation, biological process: regulation of GTPase activity. Lineage: Eukaryota; Metazoa; Arthropoda; Insecta; Diptera; Syrphidae. Bases 140 to 3964 code for a protein of 1274 amino acids.
UCUUUAUUUUCUUUGUGGUGUUUACAACGAAAUUUUUUACCCAAUUUGAAUAAAAGAAAAACUCAAGAAUUAAAUUUAUGUUUCUUUCUCUAGAAAUUGCCAAAUCAUAUAAAAAUCUAGAAUUUCAAUCGCCUAAAAAAUGGCAUGUGAGGUGAAAACAUUCGCCAGCAUCAAAGAUCUCCACAAAGUUCAGGAAUUCUUUGGUUUGUCUCACGAUGAAAACUGGUUAAAUGCUGUCCAAUACGCCAUAUCCCCAACCAGCGAACUAAUUGCUCUGGCUCUGGGUGAAAAAUUGGCUCUUCUGUCAUCUCAGUGGGACAACAAAAGCCAACUCGCCACCUUCGCACCAAGUUGGUCUGGCGAGAUUGUCAAUCCCAAUGAAAUCAUAACCUCGGUGAUCUGCUUGCCUAUGUACGGAAAGAAUGUGAGCUCAGGCGCCGAAUGGACUUGUGUGGCAGUGGGACUCUCUUCGGGGUAUGUGAAUUUUUACACAGAAACUGGCAACAAAUUGUUUUCGCAGCAAUGCCACGACAGCGCUGUCUACGGCAUCAAAUCACUUUACAAACGUGACUCAGAAGAAUCACUUCUCUAUAUUCUCUACGACAUUGGGGUUUGUAUAUUCAAAGGCGAUGAUAUCUUCCCAUUUCUUGUCAGCAAGAAGAAUAAUCUCGGUCACAAUGCCGAGCCCGCCUAUGGCGCCAAAUAUUUCAGCGACUUUGAGACUCCAGAAAUGAUUCCAUAUCAGAAAUUCAAGUAUCCCAAAGACCGAGAAUGUGUCAUCAAUGACACAGUUGUGGCGGGGCCAAUUAGAACUGGAACAUUUGACCACAUCGUCCAACAGAGUCUGAGUUCGGGACUGUAUGCUAAAGUUGGUGACUUUCCUGCACAGAGUUCACUCGUGCUGGGAGUUGGAACAGAACCAUAUCUGGGACUGUACUACGCCGAGGAGGGCUAUCGAACUAUAUCUGUUGGUGAUGUGGCCAAGGAUGUCCUUGGAAUGGUCUAUAAAAAUGUCCUCGGAGGAUUUUUCAGUUCGAAGCCAGCUCCAAAGACACCUGAGGAGCAGCCAGUUGGGAAGGAGACUUCAAUGCGUUCUGGGAGUAGGAUUUACGAUGGCAAACGAGAUGGUUUCAGUAUUUGGAUUGCUCCUGGCAAUCAACUAGCCGUCAUAGCUGAUAACCUGGACCGUGUUAUUCUCGUAGAUUGCCGGCGAGGGGUGGCUCUUCGUGUUUGGAAGGGCUACCGUGACGCCCAAUGUGCCUUUGUCAAGGUGAAGGAAAAAACGCUCAAGGGCGACAAAAGUGAUCGCAGAAGAGCCCUUUUCCUUAUUAUCUACGCUCGCGGAAUGGGAUGUCUCGAGAUCUGGGGCAUGCAAAAUGGGCCCAAAGUAGCCGCUUUCACAGUCAGCAAAAAUGGACAGUUAGCGUACAUGACCCAUGGUCUGAUGGGAGUUGUCACCGGAGCCAAAUGCAAAGCAACUCUCAACUCAUGUCUAUUUCUCGAUCCAUCUGACCAGAGUCUCAAGGAGAUAACUAUUCCAUUCCACUUUGCGUUGCGCGAAGAAAACUCCAAAACCUCCAGAGACAUUCACUUGGUUCGACGGCUGAAAACUAUUCUACGGGAAGAUCCUGAUACCUGCAAUCUCGAGACAGUCAGAGAGAUUUGUUGUGACUUCCAAACAGACGAAGUUCGCCUGCAGUGUCUGGAGAUGAUGGCCAAAAACAAGAAAAUGCCACCAGAGUUCUUCUCCGCUGUGGUGAUUUCCUUCACUUCGGAAUCGAAUGAAAAACUCGAACAACUCCUGGAAUUCUAUCGAAGACUCACGGAAUUUUACAUUGCCAUGAAGAAUCCUCCAAAGAAAGAAGAAGAAAAAACCUAUGAGACACUUUCCCUCUCCGACAACGAUUUGGAAACAAUUGAGCAGAUAAUGGAACUCUUGGCCGACCGGCCCACAUCCAACGCACAAGCCACCCAAUCGAAAGUAACUUUCCAGGUAAAACACCAACAAGACGGAGAGUUCGUGGAAUACCUGAGAGUGUUCAAAUCAAACGACGGCAUACCCCAACUCAACCCGGACAAGAGCAAUUUGCUUGGAAGCAUAAGUGAGAAUCUUUUUAGGAAUUGCUUCAAGGGCCGCUUCUGUGAACAACAUUUCAAGGAAUCUGCUCGAGCUGCUGCAAUCUCUAGCGAAGAUCUAAUUGUCUUGGCAUUGAAUUUCUGGCUUGAGAAGACCUUCACCUAUACCUCCAGGGAGGAAAUCAUUAACGACAUGAUGCAUCUUGGAACCAUCGUUAGUGCAAUUUGCGAUCUAGCAGGGGAUAAAGUCAAAAGCUUUUCCUACAAUUCAAUCUGCCCGUGGUGGCAAGCCGUACGAGAAUUGCUUCUGGAAAGUCCACGUUCCCUCAGUCUGAUGGUGGCAAUCGUUUGUCGAACUGUUGCCAAAACUAUAAGACGCUCGCAAAAUGAUGGAUCAUGUGAAGAAGGCGACGAGGAAGUAUGGGAACAAAUCUCGCAGGACGAAGCCCAAUGGUCUCUACUCAUUGGAAAACUCGAUGAUAUCGCUGUCUUAGGAGCAAUCUUAGAAUCACCCAUGCUCAGCUUGGAUCCAACAAUGACCGAACUGCCUUACGAAAGCCCAGACUGCAGCUUAAAAGCCAUAGUUACCAAAGGCAAAGGAGUUGUAUCCGAUUUGGCAACCAAGUGGCUUUUGUACUCUCGAAUCCAUCCGACAAAAAUUCUCGAGCGUGAUCCUUCUGCCGCUGAUCAAGAUGAGGAACCAGUGCCGAGGCGCUUACAAGUGCUACGGCGUCAUUUCCCCUUCAGUCUGGAAUCUGGUGUUAUUUUGAGUAUGAUGUCGUGGGAAUACAUGGUCCACUGGAGUAAAGAACUGCAAAGUCUUGACCACAUGAGAGCUAGUCUCAUAUGCUUGGGCACUUUCAAAGAAUCCGACUACGCCCUGAAGCACGGCAUGUGCUGCAUGAUCUGGAAUGCCACCAUCAAGUAUCCCCUGCAAUCGACAAUGAAAAUGAUUCAGAAAGCCGGACGCAUUCCGGAUGACAAGACCUGUCUCCAAGAAGUCGGAAUUUGUUCGAGUUUUGUCGGGGAUUUCCUUGAUCUUUGCUUAGAAUUUCUUAUGCACUUUGAUAUUUCCAUGAGUCAUCGCAAGAGGGAGCUGAAAUUUGAGGAAAUUCUAUCUGAUGGUCAAUUGCCGCUGCACUAUAUCGCCUUGCAGCGGAAUCACGCAAUUCAGGAGAUCCUCCAGCUCCACAUCGAACUCUGUCGAGUUCUGCAGUUCAUUGUCUUCUUCCAGAUGAAGUAUUCGAAGCCCAUCACAACUCUGUUCGAUGCCAUGGCAAAUAAGACAUUUUUCGCUGAAGUGAAUAAGGAACUGCCGUACGUGUUGCCCGAGGCAGAUAUGGUUCUGCAGAAGCAUCGGGAGGAGUUCCUUUGUCGAGUGGUGACCGCUUCGAUGGAUCUGAUAAGAGAAGAUCUCGAGCAAUUAUAUGUGGUGGAGCACACUUGUUGGAUGGAGAAGGUCUACGAACUGGCCGAGUUGUGGAAACUCGAGAGAACUGGGAUCAAGCGACAUCAGAUUGUUGAAAUGUAUGCCCACGGUUGGGACUCCUAUGCGAAUGAUCUCCUACGCGACAUGGUUGACGACAUGGAAAUGGGUAAGCUGCUUCUUGAAAUCGCCGGACGUCGAAUGAAUCUCUUUGCCAAGACUUCUGGUGAGCGGUUCUCAAAGAUCGCAUCCGUUGGCCAACAACUGCUUCAUUAUCUCGACAAUUUAAACGAGAACAAGUCAAGUGGCAUUCAGAUAACAGCUACGUCUCCAGACGAAAUUGAUCUGAUUUCAUUGACCAAACUAACUACCGUUGCCUAUGAAUGUUUGUCAAAGAAAGAGAGUAAAUAUUUGCACAUAGCUGGUCAAAUGUUCGACGCUUGUAGUGUUCUACAGGAAUAGGCCAACUAAUCUGUGUUUUUAAUCGUUUUUCUAUGUUCUUCUUUUCCUAAUUUUUGUUUUCUCAUUUUUCUAGAAAUAAGAAUGAAAGCAUAUUGAAAUAUUUUAUCAGUUUGUAUAGCAUGUGAUAUAUGUUUUGUGAAUUGUGGCAAGUGAGGAUAAUGAAAAUCCAAUUCCAACAUCUUGAGUUUUGCCACAAAUAAAUGUUCAAAGAAUCAACAACAAAAAUAUAUUUUAUUGUUUUUUAGUCUAA